This is a messenger RNA of Piliocolobus tephrosceles (Ugandan red Colobus), 3289 nucleotides long. RefSeq names its product ST14 transmembrane serine protease matriptase (gene ST14). Lineage: Eukaryota; Metazoa; Chordata; Mammalia; Primates; Cercopithecidae. The record is from RefSeq and is a predicted model, not a curated record. Gene Ontology annotation, cellular component: membrane. Gene Ontology annotation, biological process: proteolysis. The coding region runs from base 192 to 2759 and encodes 855 amino acids. The transcript is spliced from 19 exons. Gene Ontology annotation, molecular function: protein binding; serine-type endopeptidase activity.
AGCGGAGCUGCAGCCGGAGCGAGAGGAAGAGGAAGAGCGAGCGCGCCAGAGCGAGGGCACCGCCGCCGGCCGGGGGCGCUGAGCCUGCCCGGAACUCCGCCGCCUGCGCCGCGCGCCGCGCCCCGCGGGCCAUGGGAGCCGGCCGCCGGCAGGGACGACGCCUCUGAGACCCGCCACCGGCCUCGGGGACCAUGGGGGGCGAUCAGGCCCGCAAGGGCGGAGGGGGCCCGAAGGACUUCGGCGCGGGACUCAAGUACAGCUCGCGGCACGAGAAAGUGAAUGGCUUGGAGGAAGGCGUGGAGUUCCUGCCGGUCAACAACGUCAAGAAGGUGGAAAAGCGUGGCCCGGGGCGCUGGGUGGUGCUGGCCGCCGUGCUGAUCGGCCUCCUCUUGGUCUCGCUGGGGAUCGGCCUCCUCGUGUGGCAUUUGCAGUACCGGGACGUACGUGUCCAGAAGAUCUUCAAUGGCUACCUGAGGAUCACAAAUGAGAAUUUUGUGGAUGCCUACGAGAACUCCAACUCCACUGAGUUUGUAAGCCUGGCCGGCAAGGUGAAGGACGCGCUGAAGCUGCUGUACAGCGGAGUCCCGUUCCUGGGCCCCUACCACAAGGAGUCGGCCGUGACAGCCUUCAGCGAGGGCAGUGUCAUCGCCUACUACUGGUCUGAGUUCAGUAUCCCGCAGCACCUGGUGGAGGAGGCCGAGCGCGCCAUGGCCGAGGAACGCGUAGUCAUGCUGCCCCCGCGGGCGCGCUCCCUGAAGUCCUUUGUGGUCACCUCAGUGGUGGCUUUCCCCACUGACCCCAAAACCGUACAGAGGACCCAGGACAACAGCUGCAGCUUUGCCCUGCACGCCCGCGGUGUGGAGGUGAUGCGCUUCACCACGCCCGGAUUCCCUGACAGCCCCUACCCGGCUCAUGCCCGCUGCCAGUGGGCCCUGCGGGGGGAUGCCGACUCAGUGCUGAGCCUCACCUUCCACAGCUUUGACCUCGCGUCCUGUGAUGAGCGCGGCAGCGACCUGGUGACGGUGUACAACACCCUGAGCCCCAUGGAGCCCCACGCCCUGGUGCAGUUGUGUGGCACCUACCCUCCCUCCUACAACCUGACCUUCCUCUCCUCCCAGAACGUCCUGCUCAUCACACUGAUAACCAACACGGAGCGGCGGCAUCCCGGCUUUGAGGCCACCUUCUUCCAGCUGCCUAAGAGGAGCAGGUGUGGAGGCCACUUACGUAAAGCCCAGGGGACAUUCAACAGCCCCUACUACCCGGGCCACUACCCACCCAACAUUGACUGCACAUGGAACAUUGAGGUACCCAACAACCAGCACGUGAAGGUGCGCUUCAAAUUCUUCUACCUGCUGGAGCCUGGCGUGCCUACGGGCACCUGCCCCAAGGACUACGUGGAGAUCAAUGGCGAGAAGUACUGCGGAGAGAGGUCCCAGUUCGUCGUCACCAGCAACAGCAACAAGAUCACAGUUCGCUUCCACUCGGAUCAGUCCUACAGCGACACCGGGUUCUUAGCUGAAUACCUCUCCUACGACUCCAAUGACCCGUGCCCGGGGCAGUUCACGUGCCGCACGGGGCGGUGUAUCCGGAAGGAGAUGCGCUGUGAUGGCUGGGCCGACUGCACCGACUACAGUGAUGAGCUCAACUGCAGUUGCGACGCCACCCACCAGUUCACAUGCAAGAACAAGUUCUGCAAGCCCCUCUUCUGGGUCUGCGACAGUGUGAACGACUGCGGAGACAACAGCGACGAAGAGGGGUGCAGUUGUCCCACCCAGACCUUCAGGUGUUCCAAUGGAAAGUGCCUCUCCAAGAGCCAGCAGUGCGAUGGGAAGGACGACUGUGGGGACGGGUCCGACGAGGCCUCCUGCGCCAAAGUGAACGUCGUCACUUGUACCAAACACACCUACCGCUGCCUCAACGGGCUCUGCUUGAGCAAGGGCAACCCCGAGUGUGACGGGAAGACGGACUGUAGCGACGGCUCAGAUGAGAAGGACUGCGACUGUGGGCUGCGGUCAUUCACCAGACAGGCUCGUGUUGUUGGGGGCACAGAUGCGGAUGAGGGCGAGUGGCCCUGGCAGGUGAGCCUGCAUGCGCUGGGCCAGGGCCACGUCUGCGGUGCUUCCCUCAUCUCUCCCAACUGGCUGGUCUCCGCCGCGCACUGCUACAUCGAUGACAGAGGAUUCAGGUACUCGGACCCCACGCAGUGGACGGCCUUCCUGGGCUUGCACGACCAGAGCCAGCGCAGUGCCCCUGAGGUGCAGGAGCGCCGGCUUAAGCGCAUCAUCUCCCACCCCUCCUUCAACGACUUCACCUUCGACUACGACAUCGCGCUGCUGGAGCUGCAGAAACCGGUGGAGUACAGCUCCGUGGUGCGGCCCAUCUGCCUGCCGGAUGCCUCCCAUGUCUUCCCUGCCGGCAAGGCCAUCUGGGUCACAGGCUGGGGACACACCCAGUAUGGAGGCACCGGCUCGCUGAUCCUGCAGAAGGGUGAGAUCCGUGUCAUCAACCAGACCACCUGCGAGAGCCUCCUGCCGCAGCAGAUCACGCCACGCAUGAUGUGCGUGGGCUUCCUCAGUGGCGGCGUGGACUCCUGCCAGGGUGACUCCGGGGGACCCCUGUCCAGCGUGGAGGCGGAUGGGCGGAUCUUCCAGGCCGGUGUGGUGAGCUGGGGAGACGGCUGCGCUCAGAGGAACAAGCCAGGCGUGUACACGAGGCUCCCUCUGUUUCGGGACUGGAUCAAAGAGAAAACUGGGGUAUAGGGGCAGGGGCCACCCAAAUGUGUACGCCUGCGGGGUCACCCACCGUCCACCCCAGUGUGCACGCCUGCAGGCUGGAGACUGGACUGCUGACUGCACCAGCGCCGCAGAACAUAAGACUGUGAACUGCAUCUCCAGGGCUCCAAAUCUGCCUAGAAAACCUCUCCACUUCCUCAGCCUCCGAGGUGGAGCUGGGAGGUGGAAGGGGAGGACAGUGGUGGUUCUACUGACCCAACUGGGGGCAAAGGUUUGAAGAUACAGCUUACCCCACCAGCCCCAAGCGGGGCCGAGGCCGUUUCUGCACAGCUGGCUGUCUAAGGAGCAGCGGAACGGAGCCUCGGGGCCUCCUCAAUAAAGGUGGGGGCUGCCGGAUCUGGGCUGUGGGGCCCUUGGGCGGUGCUCUUCAGGAAGCCCAGGCUCAGAGGACCCUGGAAAACAGACGGGUCUGAGGUUGGGAUUGUUUUACCAGCUCCCAGGGUGGACUUCAGUGUGUGUAUUUGUGUAAAUGAGUAAAACAUUUUAUUUCUUUUUAA